AUGAAGGGCGGGGAGCUGGGUCCGUCAUCGGUCUGUCCAAGAACACCGAGGCCUCAGACGAAAGAGCACCGGCCCAAGAAGCGACCCAGGGGGAGACCUCGUCGCGUUCCACAAACUCCCAAACCGCCACAGCAAUCGAUGACGAUAAAGCGUCCCAAACGCCGCAAAAUCGACCGGUCACCAAAUGCUCCAACGAAACAAGCCCUGCGAACUCAUAAGCGGAAGUCUCCUAGCAAAGACAAUGUUUCCGAAGAGGUACCCGUUGAGUAUGUCUCUUCAUCUGUCAGUAACUUGCAUGUAUCACCUGUGCGACUCCCAAAGAGAGCCCGCUUCAUGAGUCCGACGAUUGAUCCUCCACUACUAUCAGAUGUCGACCAGACUGGCCGCCUUGCUGAAGAUCACUUGAAGUCUUUGUUUCUUCCCGCGGCAGCGGAUCUAAUGAUGGCCGAUCCGGGCGAUACAGAGUCUGCGUGGUACUCGAAUGACAUUAUUCGUGAAGCCGGUUUGCAACUGGAGAAUGACUGGUCUGCAGAUUGUAUCUCAACUUCACAUACCCGAGAUGACCGUCUAUUUUCGCAGUUUCUCCGUGCACGCUCGCCCUCACUCUUGCCGAGUUGCGUGUCUAAAGCGUACAGCGUUGAUACAACGGCCACUGAAGAAAUCCCCAACUUGAGGCCGACACCAGAAGAUGUCGAUGACGAGCCAGAUAUCGACAUGCUAUUCGAUCAGUAUCUCCACUCGUCCCCACCUUCGCCCUCCACAUCAGCGAAAGACACACUCAACGAAUUCAACGGAGUGACAUUGAUGGAUGAUGAACGAGAUCAGCAUCGUAGUAGUGGGGAGUCAUGUCCGCAAACAUUCAAACCCUCAGCUCCAGAAGAGCAAGCGGGAGACCGAGCAGAAGAUCCUCACUGUCUCUCGCCUCGCCCUCGUAACCGCCAACCUAAGAUCAUGCUCCGCCUUAAGCUCCAAGAUACAGGCCAAAGGAGGGAAAGGAAGUAG
Exophiala bonariae is the source of this 1002-nucleotide messenger RNA. RefSeq lists its product as uncharacterized. The transcript has a single exon. The coding region runs from base 1 to 1002 and encodes 333 amino acids. Lineage: Eukaryota; Fungi; Ascomycota; Eurotiomycetes; Chaetothyriales; Herpotrichiellaceae. The record is from RefSeq and is a predicted model, not a curated record.